AUGUCUCUCGUGUGGACAGUUGCUGCUGUAGCGAUCAUAGUUAUCCUCUUGAAGAUCGUAAUUUUUCUCGUGGCGAUGGUCAUCUGGCAAGCGAAACUUCUCCGCAAGUCAAAAAAGAAAGAACUUUAUAUAGAAGUAGAGGCUAUGCGUCGGAAGCUGGAAACGGAGAGGGAGAUAUCUAAAGCGUAUUUACGCGAUCUAACCGAGAUGACAUCAGAGCUUAAAAAAUUUAGGAUAGGAAGGCUGAAAUUCUUGAAGUCAAACAGGGUAAAUCCCAAACCUAGGGAGAAAUUUGGACUAAUCCCUGGGAAGAAUGUGACUCUCUCUGUGAUAAAGCUGAUUGUAGAGCCUUUCAACUGA
Messenger RNA from Microthlaspi erraticum, 360 nucleotides. The record is from the annotation of a GenBank genome assembly. NCBI's taxonomy places the organism in Eukaryota, Viridiplantae, Streptophyta, Magnoliopsida, Brassicales, Brassicaceae.